Messenger RNA from Suillus bovinus, 624 nucleotides. RefSeq lists its product as uncharacterized. NCBI's taxonomy places the organism in Eukaryota, Fungi, Basidiomycota, Agaricomycetes, Boletales, Suillaceae. The transcript has a single exon. The coding region runs from base 181 to 585 and encodes 134 amino acids. The record is from RefSeq and is a predicted model, not a curated record.
AGAGCCACCCGUGGUCGUGGAGGAGCCAAGUGGGGCCCUGUUAGGUGACAGAACCCUGCUGCAGGCCCUGCACGAAGCACCUCCGAGUCUGGGCUACCUGCUAGCCCGAGGCCGCAGCAGGCCUCUCAAGGAGGUAAAGCUGAUGAAUUGCUCCAGUCUCAUGAGCAAGCGCUAGAAAAGAUGCGUCGUGAAGUUGGCAUUCGGUAUGAACGUCCUAUCCGUCCAGGGUUUGGCACCCUCGGAGAAUCGGUCACACUGGUUGCCAACUUCUUCGCAAUGAAGAUCACAAAUACACAUAUUUAUACGUAUCAUGUGAAAGUCGAACCGACCAGGAACGCCAAAGAUGUUCAGCGUCGUCUCCUACUGUUACUUGAGCAGACCAAUAACCUGACUUGGCAAAGUGUCAGGUCCUUCGUAGCAUUUGACGGGAGAGAGACGUUAGUAUCUUCCAGGGAGUUGCCCCAACCCAUGCAGAUUUCUGUGAGGUUCUUCGAAGAUGGACAGACGCCUGGCCCAAACUUGCCAGAAUAUACUGUCUCCCUCGAAUUGCUUCGCAAAUGCGAUGUUAGCAAAUUCAAGCAGUAAGCACUGAGCCACGAGACGUGCCUUGUUGCGUUAAUUUUA